AUGGCAGGAGUGGGGAAGGUUACAGAGAGGGAGGAGAAGGAGGAGAGGGAGGCCGGGACGAAAGACAGGGGAGAAGAGAGGAGAGAGGACGGGAGGGAGAGAGGCGCCGCUGCUGUUAUGAGAGGUGGAGAGGGAGGGGGGGAGGCGUACGAGUCAGCAGGGUGGUGUGCCACGUCAUCAACGUCAUCCGUGCUUGUGGGUGGAGACGAAGAGGAGUAUGAAAGGGAGGAGUGUGAGGGUCGCGCAGAAGCAGAGGAGACGCGAGAGAGGGACUGCAACGGCCAGGUGGAGGGGGAGAGUGAGGACAGAGGGUACGGGUGUAAGGGGGGUAGUGCAGAGGAGAAGGGGCGGCGAGACCAGGGAGGGCAGGGAGGGUGGGACAGAGAGAAGAAAGGGAGAGCGGGUGGGGUUGUGGCUGGCAACGGCAGAAAGAGGAGGGGCAGAGGGAUGGGGGAGAGGAGAGGGGGCAGAGCAGGGGGGGCCGGCGCAGCAGAUGUAGGGAUCAAGCAAGAAGGAGAUGGUGUGGCUUCACAAGUGCAGGAGGGUGCAGUAGCAGCAGCGCAAGCAGGCCUUGUGAUGGGGUCGCAUGGUGUGGCAGCACAAGGGCAGGAGGGCGUGGGCGCAGAGGCAGCAGUGCAAGCAGGUGGAAUGGCGGGGACUGAUGGUUUGGCUUCACAAGCGCAGGAGGGCGAGGGCGCAGUGACAGCAGUGCAAGCAGGCGGAGUGACUGGGACUGAUGGUGUGGCGGCGUCAACUGGGGCGUGGGUGCCGCCUGUUUCUCCCUUUGGCCUCAUCCAGGAGCGUCUGUAUCGUGACCCGUGGAAACUGCUGGUUGCCUGCAUGCUGCUAAACAAGACGGCUGGCAGGCAGCUCCAUAAAGUGAUUUGGGACCUCUUCCGCCUCAUCCCCUCUUCACAGGCAGCCAUAGCAGCACCGACGGCUGAGAUUGCCCUCACUCCCCUUCUCCGCCCCCCACCCCCCGCAGCUUCAUGGAUGAUAUGGGACCUAUUCCGCCUCAUCCCCUCCCCAGAGGCAGCCAUAGCAGCACCGACGGCUGAGAUCGCGCGCACCAUCCAGUCCCUGGGGCUGCACAACAAGCGCGCCGCCAUGAUCCAACGGUUCUCAGAGGAGUUCCUGAGGGGCGGUUGGACGGACGUGAGGCAGCUGCACGGCAUUGGGAAGUAUGCAACGGACGCACAUGCGAUAUUCUGUGAGGGCAGUUGGUGGGAGGAGAGGCCAACGACCACAUGCCCUAACAUCCCUCCCCUUCUGCCCCACCUCCUUCUCCCCUUCAUCAUGGCAGUUAUGCAGCGGACGCCCAUGCCAUAUUCUGUGAGGGCGGGUGGAGGGAGGUGCUUCCUAACAAUCACAAGUCCUGUGCCUGUCUGUGCUCUCACGUCCCUCCCCCUCCAUUCUUCACCACGGCAGGUGGAGGGAGGUGCUGCCUAA
Molecule: messenger RNA, 1449 nt
Organism: Closterium sp. Naga37s-1
Lineage: Eukaryota; Viridiplantae; Streptophyta; Zygnematophyceae; Desmidiales; Closteriaceae
Source: the annotation of a GenBank genome assembly